AUGACGUCACAGUAUCGGGAUCCUCUUUCCCUGCGCAUCUCGGAAGUCGGGGUGGAAGUGCUGGUGGCCGGCAUAGGUGCGGAAGGUGAGGAGCGGGGGAAAGCCUUUGCGAAAGCCUCAAAUCUUAGUGUACAUAGGAGAAUUCACACAGGAGAGAAACCGUAUAAAUGUAAGGAAUGUGGGAAGGCCUUUGCUCAAUCCUCAAGCCUUGGUGUACAUAGGAGAAUUCACACUGGAGAGAAACCGUAUACAUGUAAGGAAUGUGGGAAGUCCUUUGCUGAAUCCUCAAAGCUUAGUGUACAUAGGAGAAUUCACACUGGAGAGAAACCGUAUAUAUGUAAGGAAUGUGGGAAGUCCUUUGCUGAAGCCUCAAGCCUUCGUGUACAUAGGAGAAUUCACACUGGAGAGAAACCGUAUAUAUGUAAGGAAUGUGGGAAGGCCUUUGCUGGAGCUUCAAAACUUACUGUACAUAGGAGAAUUCACACUGGAGAGAAACCGUAUAUAUGUAAGGAAUGUGGAAAGGCCUUUGCUACAGCCUCAAGCCUUAAUGUACAUAGGAGAAUUCACACUGGAGAGAAACCGUAUAUAUGUAAUGAAUGUGGAAAGGCCUUUGCUUUGGCCUCAAGACUUAGUGAACAUUGGAAAAUUCACACUGGAGAGAGACCCUAUGUUUGUAAGGAAUGUGGAAAGGCCUUUAUUUUGGCCUCAAGACUUAGUGUACAUAGGAGAAUUCACACUGGAGAGAAACCGUAUAUAUGUAAGGAAUGUGGGAAGUCCUUUGCUGAUGCCUCAAGCCUUAGUGUACAUAGGAGAAUUCACACUGGAGAGAAACCGUAUAUAUGUAAGGAAUGUGGGAAGGCCUUUGCUAAAUCCUCAAGCCUUACUAUACAUAGGAGAAUUCACACUGGAGAGAAACCGUAUAUAUGUAAGGAAUGUGGGAAGUCCUUUGCUGAUGCCUCAAGCCUUAGUGUACAUAGGAGAAUUCACACUGGAGAGAAACCGUAUAUAUGUAAGGAAUGUGGGAAGGCCUUUGCUAAAUCCUCAAACCUUACUAUACAUAGGAGAAUUCACACUGGAGAGAAACCGUAUAUAUGUAAGGAAUGUGGAAAGGCCUUUGCUGGAGCCUCAAGACUUAGUGUACAUAGGAGAAUU
This is a messenger RNA of Sorex fumeus (smoky shrew), 1152 nucleotides long. Its product is annotated as zinc finger protein 345-like. The annotation marks the transcript as partial. Lineage: Eukaryota; Metazoa; Chordata; Mammalia; Eulipotyphla; Soricidae. The record is from RefSeq and is a predicted model, not a curated record. Gene Ontology annotation, biological process: regulation of immune system process; regulation of cytokine production; negative regulation of transcription by RNA polymerase II. The transcript has 3 exons.